This is a messenger RNA of Prunus avium (sweet cherry), 1851 nucleotides long. RefSeq names its product Pseudouridine synthase family protein. The record is from RefSeq and is a predicted model, not a curated record. Gene Ontology annotation, biological process: tRNA pseudouridine synthesis; mRNA pseudouridine synthesis. Gene Ontology annotation, molecular function: RNA binding; pseudouridine synthase activity. Gene Ontology annotation, cellular component: cytoplasm; nucleus. NCBI's taxonomy places the organism in Eukaryota, Viridiplantae, Streptophyta, Magnoliopsida, Rosales, Rosaceae.
AAAAUACCCAGCUCUCUUAAAAAGACCCUAAAAAUUUGAAGAAAUUUUGGAUGCAAUUCAAUGAGGUUAGCCUAGAGGCUGUCGAAACAGAGAGGGCGAUGUAGGUUAGGCUUAGGUCGACGCGAGAGAGAGAGAGAGAGAGAGAGAGAGAGAGAGAGAGAGGAUGAGGUUGAUAGAUUGAGACAGGUGAUCGAGCGAAGAGAUGAUACCAGACGAGAGAGAGAUAGAUGAAGUGACGCCGACGUUGUCGCCGAUAGAGCUGAGAUAGGGAGAGACGAAUCGAUAGAGUAGCUGAGGUCGAGAGAGUGAUAGGCGACGAGUGAGAGUUAGGCUUAGGUCAGAGGAAGGAAGAAAGAAGAAGACUGAGAGAGAGAUAGUCGUGUAAGUGAGGUGAGGGUACGGGAAAACCAAGCAAACGUCGCGCAGGAACGAACCACAAACGUUCGACCAUGUCUAUGGAAGUCACCGAUACAAACCUAAUCACCGACCUACAAUCCCUGGUCGACUCCCUCCAGCACAGAGUUCAGGAACUAGAGGCUGAGAAUGCCAAGUUUUCAUCUCAACUUGCAAACUGUCACUGUCAUGAGAAAGAGGACAAGCGUGAUAGUUCUGCUGUAAGUUGUGAUAGUUCACUGGAGACAAGCAGGAAAUCAAACUCUGGAAGUAAGAAGACCACCAAGGAGAUAGUAAAAGAGAAAGUGCCAGGUUAUGACACAAGGAUCAUGAAUCACCACUGCAAGAGAUAUGUUGCUCUGAAAGUCAUGUAUUUUGGGCGGAGGUUUUAUGGUUUUGCUGCAGAGGCACAAAUGGAUCCAACUAUUGAGUCUGAAAUUUUUAGAGCUCUUGAAAAGACAAGGCUUUUAGUUGGUGACAAGAAGGAAUCACAUUACUCCAGAUGUGGUAGGACAGACAAGGGAGUAUCUGCUGUUGGGCAAGUGAUCGCUCUCUAUUUACGAUCAAACCUCAAGGAAACAUGCGAGAACAAUGAAGAUUCUAGAAAAAUGGGUUUCAAAGAGCAAUAUGAAGGCGAAAUCGAUUAUGUGAGGGUGUUGAAUCGAGCCCUUCCGGAUGAUAUUCGAGUUUUUGGCUGGUGUCCUGUUCCAUUGGGUUUCAAUGCGAGGUUUAGCUGUUUGGGCAGGGAGUAUUAUUAUUUAUUUUGGGGAGAAAAUCUGAAUCUCUUGGCUAUGGAGAGUGCUGGUAGGAAAUUUGUUGGCGAGCAUGACUUCAGAAACUUCUGUAAAAUGGAUGCACUAAAUGUACACAACUAUAGGCGGAAAGUCACUUCAUUUGCAAUCUCUCCUUGUGAUGUGAGGUUUGAUGAGAACCAGCUUUGGGCAAUCAAAAUUAAAGGUAGUGCUUUCCUCUGGCACCAAGUUCGAUGCAUGGUUGCUGUACUAUUCUUGAUCGGCCAAGGUCAAGAAUCUCCUGAUGUGAUAGAUGCGUUACUGGAUACUGACAGAAUCCCCAGAAAACCUCAAUACAGCAUGGCCCCGGAAAUCCCAUUGGUUCUCCAGUCUUGUGAAUUUGAGGGUCUCAAUUUCACUUGUUCGUCAGAUUCUGGGCAAGCUUUGCGUAUACACUUGGCAAAUGAAUGUCAAAAUUAUCAUCUCGAAGCUGCAAUCUUCCACGAGGCUCUGCAGAGCUGCUCGCCAAUAGAAAAAGAUCAGAGAUCCUUGGAUAAUGGAACAGUCAAGAAAAAAUCUUCCCAUGUCCCUCUCAUGUCACGGCCAACUGAGCCAUCGUAUGAAGAGAGACGUACCAAAUUAAACACACGACGUAAAGACUGAAGAGUUCAUUAAUAUUAUAUCUGGAGAUUACAAAAGUAUAGCAGAUUCUACCAUUGAACUGUAG